Messenger RNA from Drosophila innubila, 1156 nucleotides. RefSeq lists its product as uncharacterized. The record is from RefSeq and is a predicted model, not a curated record. Lineage: Eukaryota; Metazoa; Arthropoda; Insecta; Diptera; Drosophilidae. Bases 78 to 1061 code for a protein of 327 amino acids. The transcript is spliced from 3 exons.
CACACACAUAAAACAGCUGUUCGUGCUGUUUAAGUAAACGUGACCACGAGUUCAAAAUUGUUUAGAAAUUUAUUAUAAUGGCAAGGAAACGUAAAAUACCCGUGAGAAAGCAUCAUGGAGUACGCGAUCCACUGCAACAAAUCGAACAGAGGGAGAAGAAACUGGCCAAUGUGACGAACAAUCCGCCCACGCAGCAGGAUGAUCAACACGGCUCUUACAAUUUUAAACAGUUUAAGAAAAUAGCCGAUGCCGCCAAGGAGGGAAAGAAACUGAAAAUGGGCUGUGUGGGUAAAGAGGAUAUACCAAAAGCCACGGGCAAAAAGAAGGCACAGCCAGUUGUAGGCAACAGACAUGCAAACAUUAAACAGUUAGCCGAUGAAACGGAUGAAGAUUAUCUACGUCGUGUCAAUCGCAUAACUAGCGCAUCUCUAAGGGAAGCCCAAUACGAGGCCAAAUAUGGUGUAAAUGUCAUACGCAAUCCGACAACAGGCGAAAUAACCCUUCAAAAGCGACCCAAAAAUGAGAUUGACGAACUUCUCAAGCAAAAGCAAAAGGAACGACGACAGACCAAGAAUGGACGCAAGAAAUCAAAUGCGACUGUGAAGAAUACCAUGGAUGCCAAGACGAGCAAGGAGCUCAUUAAACGAGCAUUCAAGGAGGCUGAUGUGGAAGAUGACCAAGAGGUUGCUGGGCCUACAGAGUACAAACGAGAUGUGUUCAAAUUUGGGGAGAUUGUUCAUGCCCCGCCCACUCUUAAGACGCUGCCACGCAAGGCGAGCAAAAAUGAGACUGUUCCUCGGCCCGGCCGUAAAGCAAAUCUACUGCUCAAAUCCAUAAUGGACCCAGCCACAACAUCAGAGACAACUUCGUCAACAUCGCCCGCAAAUUCCAAAAAGAAAUCUGCCCUUAAGAAGAAGAGUACGCCAACGAAGUUGCAGUUGAAGGGAAAGAGAAAAGAUUUGCCUGCCGCAACACGCAAUAUGCUGGAGGGGGAGAGGAGCAAGAUGAUUGAUUUAUAUCGGCAGCUGAAAAAAGAACAGAACCAGAAUCAGACGACAUAGACAUACAUAGCAUAGUUAACAUUGUUGUAAUGUUUAUUUAUCUUUUAUCAAACAUUCAACCUUGCAAGAAAAAACAAUAACAAUAUAGUACAAUA